Messenger RNA from Durotheca rogersii, 1940 nucleotides. Its product is annotated as senescence-associated protein-domain-containing protein. NCBI's taxonomy places the organism in Eukaryota, Fungi, Ascomycota, Sordariomycetes, Xylariales, Xylariaceae. The record is from RefSeq and is a predicted model, not a curated record. The transcript has 3 exons. Gene Ontology annotation, cellular component: plasma membrane. Gene Ontology annotation, biological process: cell division. Bases 417 to 1940 code for a protein of 507 amino acids.
AGCGCCCCCCUUCCCCCCCGGCCUCUCGGGGCUUAUCCAGCUCGCCAACCCAAGUCUUCGGUCCGUAUCGGUUGGAUCGCGGUGCGAUUGUUUUCCGAUCUGUCACCCUCGGUUGGAUCGCCCGCAACUCCUGUUGGUUGCGCUAAUACCAGCCUACACCACCACCACAACCACCACCACCACCCGUGCCUCUCCCCUCCGCACACCCCUCCGCGCAUACCUCCGCGCAUAACCAGACCAGAUACGCAGUGCGCCGACCGGCUGAAAUACGCAGACGCCACGCGUCGAUUGACCGCAUCUCGUCGCGGCGGUUAGACACCCGACACAUCGCCAUUGCCGCAUUGCGAGCCACUUGCGCAGCCUCUUCUCCCUCUUCCGAGACCAUACUCUAGAUCGCUCGUCCGUAGCCGUCCGGGAUGGCGUCAAGGCAUCAUGACCCCAAGCUGUUAUACGCCAUUCAAGGCGUCUCGGCCUACCACCUCGCCUACGGCAGAGAAGAAUCGCUCACGCCCGCCGGGCCGCAGACGCUGUCGCUGCUGAUGGUCCCGACGUCCUCUCCCCUCGCCGACCCUACCUCCGAUAACCCGGACGAAGCGGCCCCCGAAGAUUUCUAUCUCCAUCUUCACCUACCGCCCGAAUUGGACCUUCCGCUGCCCGCGACCACCCAGAUCUACCAUAAACCGCCCACGAGCUACCUCAUUCCCCGCUGGGAUCUUGGCCCUGACAGCGGUGCUUUCACGCGAAUCGAACUGCCCCCUGUCGGUAGUCGCAAGGGCCUUCAAGAAGAUGUGGAUACUUUUGAAACCAUCCUGGCGCAAUGCACCGCUUUUCUCGAGAGGGCGCCUCCCCCCAGGACUACCAGUCCGGAGAAAGAGAAGAAAAAAUCAUCGUCGUCGAAAAUGUCCAAGUCAAAGCCUGCAACCGCAGAGAAACUUCCGGCGUACAAUCCCGCCUCUUACAAGCCCGGCGAGGGUUACGUAAAGGGCAGCCAAAGCUCCCAGCCGGGCGGCGUGAUCGUGUUAAUAGAUGAAGAAGACGGCAGCGUCAUCGGGGAGCUAUCGGAGUCGUACCAGGUCGUCGAGUCUGGGGUGAAGCCAGGAUCUAAAGAUCCUGUGGAGAUUACCCUUCCCGAUGAAGGGACAAACAAACUGGCCGUGGUCCCCGCGUCGCCGGAGAUGAUAGAGAUGGAAUUGCACCCUGCCUACCAAAAGUCUUUCCUGGUGUCGAAAGCGGCAUACGCCUCCCGGUUAAUCAUCACAACCUCGGACCUCGUAUCCAACGUGAUGCAGAGCGGGACCGACACCUUUGUCAAAAACACUAAGCCCGUAGGCAAGCCGGUGACCUUCACGCCGUCGACACACGAGCACGUCCGCCGGAUCGGCAAGUUCUCGGGUGGCGUGGCGGACUUGUCGACCAAGACGGUUGGGCAGGUCACCAAGUUGGCCCAGAAUGUUGGGGCUACUAUCGCGGGGCGGGGCGUGAAAGAGGGCAAGAGGGGCUACGGGCCCGACGGCAAGCCGCUCGAGUCGUUCAAGCCCGGAUUGCUCAACAAGAGCCUGAUGGCAUUCACGACGGUCGCGGACGGAAUCGACCACGCGACACGCAACCUCUUGACGUCGGCUUCGUCGUCGGCAACAAACAUGGUCACUCACAGGUGGGGUAGCGAGGCGGGCGAGCUAUCGAAGCAUCUGGGUGGCAGCGUCAAAAACGUCGGCCUCGUCUACAUCGACGUCACCGGCGUCUCGCGAAAGGCGAUUAUCAAGGCUGUAGGGAAGGGUAUGGUGGUGGGAAAAGUCAAGGGAGGAGGGGAGAUCAUUGUCGGGGACGACACCGCUGGGUUGGAGGCGGCAAAGAAGCCCGGCAUGCGGCGGGCCCAUUCGGCUGCUGCAGAGUCGGCGAGCGUCAGUGGCGCGUCGGGCAGCAAGGCACCAAACCGAUAA